GGGUACGACAUCAGCAACUUCUAUGAAAUCCACGAAGAGUAUGGUACCAUGGAACAGUUUGAUCAGCUACUUAAGAGGGCUCAUGAACUUGGAAUAAAAUUACUAUUGGACUUCGUGCCGAACCACGCGAGCAAUGAAUCCGAGUACUUCAUAGAGUCCGAAGCGAGAAAUCCGAUAUAUGAGGACUUCUUUAUCUGGGAUGAUGGUAUCCCUGACCCAGAGAAUCCAAAUUCCAGACCACUCCCCCCUUCAAAUUGGGUAAGUGUUCUAGAAACUUCCAGAAUAUGUUCACUAAGUUCUCACAAGAUAGGCCUGCUAGUAGCGAGAGGCCUGCCCACCAGGUUUCUUUACUCUUCAUAGCGAUCUGCUACUCUG
Spodoptera litura is the source of this 375-nucleotide messenger RNA. RefSeq names its product maltase 1-like. Gene Ontology annotation, biological process: carbohydrate metabolic process. Lineage: Eukaryota; Metazoa; Arthropoda; Insecta; Lepidoptera; Noctuidae. The record is from RefSeq and is a predicted model, not a curated record.